AAAUCCUAAUUAAUCCAUCCUUCUUCACUUUCACUCUUACUAAAGUAAAAUCUCAGAAUAAAAAACCUACUUACCCACCCAACACAACACCUUCUUCCUUAAACACUAGGUUUCUUCUUUCUGUUCGAUUCUUCAAUUUUCUAUACUCACGCGUUUCAUAUACGGUAAUCAUCUUCCGGAUUCUUCAUUCAAUUGCUUCAUAAUAAGGACCUUAUGCAGCAUUCAAUUUGAUUUCUCAUUAAUAACGCCUCCAAUUAUUGUCACUAAUUAUCGGAACAGCUGGUUUUCUAGUCCAUUGAUGGCUACCCCAAGUAAAUCAACACCAAUAACUUCAGAUACAUUGGAACAGAAAGGAAAAACCAUGAAUGAAUCAAAUGCAAACAUUCUUCAAUGCCCUUCAAACCAGCAACCCCAUAGCUCCUUAGAUGGCCCAGUAGCAAUCCUUUGGGAUAUUGAAAAUUGUCCUGUCCCAAGUGAUGUACGCCCUGAAGAUGUAGCGGCUAAUAUAAGAAUGGCUUUAUGGGUGCAUCCAGUAAUUAGAGGAGCUGUUAUGAUGUUUUCUGCUUAUGGGGAUUUCAAUUCUUUCCCUAGGCGACUUAGAGAAGGCUGUCAGAGAACUGGUGUUAAACUUAUAGAUGUUCCCAAUGGGAGAAAAGAUGCUGCUGAUAAAGCUAUCUUGGUUGACAUGUUCUUAUUUGCUCUUGACAACCCUCCACCAUCCUCUAUCAUGCUUAUAUCUGGAGAUGUUGAUUUUGCACCAGCACUGCACAUUCUUGGUCAGAGGGGAUAUACUGUAAUUCUUGUCAUCCCUGCUGGGGUGGGGGUUUCAUCUGCCCUAUGCAAUGCUGGUAAAUUUGUUUGGGACUGGCCUAGUGUUGCUCGUGGAGAAGGCUUUGUGCCUCCCUCAAAGGCUUUAGUGCCACCCCGUGGAUGUCCAGUUGAGCUUGCUGGAUAUUUGAUGGGGUGCCAUAUCAAUGACAACCCUGAUGGACCAAAUGAAGAAGAAGCAAUAGUUUAUAGAGGUAUGUCACAGAGCUAUUAUAACUCGAGGGAAUUCUCAGUGGUGUCACAAUCUCUGUCUGAAUACAACUGUGGCACAUCUAACGUGACUUGCUUGCCAACCACUAUGAGAUCACAUAGUCUUCCAUCUGUAUUGAAUGAUGUUUCAGGAGGAUCUAUGCCUUCAAGUGACCAUAAUGAAUGCCAGUUCUGGGUACAGCCUGGGGAUUUAAAUGGUCUCAAAGGGCAGAUGGUAAGGUUGCUCGAACUUUUUGGAGGAUGCCUGCCUCUUGCCCGAGUUCCAGCAGAGUACCAGAAAAUUUAUGGGAGACCUCUUUAUGUCGCUGAAUAUGGGGCAAUAAAGUUGGUCAAUCUUUUCAAGAAGAUGGGUGAUGCUAUUGCUGUGGAAGGGAAAGGGAAUCGUAAAUUUGUGUAUCUUAGAAACUGGAAGGCAGGCCCAAGUGCUCCUCCUCUGUCUCUGGCAAAGAAGGAUAAUAAGAAAGGAAAGGGAGCCCAGGAAGAGAAUCUGAAUGUUGUCACUGGUGGAUGCUCUUCUGAUGAGUUCUCGGAUGAGGAAAGAGUAGUCACAGAAGAACAUGAUGAAAAAAGUUACACAGGAAAGGGCAAUCAGGGAAGAGUAGUCAAAUGUGAAGUUGAUGACCGUGUUAUUGAGCAGUUCAAGAAUGAGCUGCAAGAGAUUCUAGUAUGCUAUUCUUGCCGUAUAUUCUUAGGCUGUUUUGAGGCUAUAUACCAGCAACGAUACAAGAAAGAACUGGAUUAUCAGAGAUUUGGUGUUCACAAGUUGGAAGAUUUGUUUGAGAAAGUGAGUGAUGUGGUAGUAUUGCAUGAGGAACCAGUAAGCAAGAGGAAGUUCCUGGCUGCUGUGGGUAGUUAGAAAACUUGGCAAUGGACUGCUAGUUAUUUUAACCGUUCUGGUGUUUUAAACUUAUGCUCAGGAAAUAUUUGUUCUCUGUAGCAACUUCAUCCUUUUUUCAGUUUAUUUAUUCCUUAGAAGUCAUGUAAAAAUGAUAUGCUGGGCGUAUGUGUUUUUUUUCAGUCACUGUCCUGCAUCUAUUUGGAUCUUCUCUAAAAUUUGUGUUAUUUCCAGUCUCUGUAACCGAUUAGCUACUUGUAGGAGUCGGGAGACAUGUACAAGUAAUAGCUUUUGUACUUCUAUCUUGUAUCCUAUCUCAAUAUACAAUUCUUCCAUACA
Messenger RNA from Cajanus cajan (pigeon pea), 2212 nucleotides. Lineage: Eukaryota; Viridiplantae; Streptophyta; Magnoliopsida; Fabales; Fabaceae. The record is from RefSeq and is a predicted model, not a curated record.